AUGUUUUGGUUAGCCACGCUUAUUUACAUUAGAUGCGCAGUGACUGGCAUCGUCCUCGACCUUACGUCAGACAUUCUACCUGAGGGAGUUGAGACCUUUUAUGGAACCUUCCCAAACGGCGGAGUAUACAGAUUUAUACGUGGUAUAGAGGCGCUGAUUACCGAAAUAAACUACGGCGGUGAGCACAUCGAUUAUACGGCAUUAUACGCAAGCUCCGUAGUGUAUGCUCAUGUGGAGGAUUUUUGUCGUGGCCGUAAUCGCUACAUUAGAUUGCAUUUAGGAAGGUCCUCGGAGAAAGGUGUGUCGUUUCGCUAUCGUACGGUACAGCAUUGCAUGAAUAAAGCGUUUCUCAAAAAUACGAGGGAUUUGAUAAAAUUCAUCGCAGGUCCGAUUUCAUUAACACUCGAUAUCACACUGGAAAAGCUACAUCCCUUGGUAGGUACACGUAAAGAAGCACACCCAUAUGACGCAAGAUACUUUGAAAUAUAUGAUCGAUUCAAACUAGAUUGCGGAUGUACUGUAAAAAUGGAAAUAGUGAACUACCAAAUUGGCGAGAUUGUGAUAUCUCAAAUUGAGGGCAUCGCGCUUGGAUAUACAGCAGUAUUUCGUAUGCCAUGUCGUAAGAUUACGACAGUAAACAAAAGCCCACAUCAUUGCAUAAACGUGGAUGAUCAGAUAGAAAUGAUCUUGGACAUAUCACAUAUACGCAAAAUAAAUGGCCUAAAGGGGAACAUAUCAUGGAACCCAACUUGUUCUGCGUCGCGUAACGGAGCACCCAGCGGCAGGUUGGAAUCCGAAGUGGUAUCCAAGAUGUCAUCGCUACCAAGUUUCACGAUAGAAGGAAACAACGCUACGGCAGCAAGUGCAUCACAAGUAUAUACACGCUCUAUAUAUCUCUUUGUCCCAUCGCAAUUGGAGUAUGCGCCCCUUAUUGAGCAAUUCGCGAUGUACGACCCGUCGAGAAAGAUCGUGACGUACGACAUGGAUUUCCUGGUGAGGCAUUAUGAACCACAGAGCGCGGGAAACUCGCGUACAACCAUUCAUAUGACCGCAGCUCACGCAGUCGUACGGUCAGACAGCUCUUCCAUCCUACUGUGCGCUGCUAGUCAGGACCCGCCAAGCUAUUCGCAAGCUCAAGUUCCACCCACCGAGUUUACGUUAACUGAUGCCUACGGUGCAAAUGAACCAUUCGAUCUAGAGAAUUUCAUCAUACAACUGAUGCCGCCAGGACUGGAAACAAUCGCUGAUCUGCUAGAUGCAUCGGACAUUCAUAUUGAUGAUGACGAGGAUGAUGUGUCGUCAGGCGAGUUCCGGUCGUUGAUUAGCGACCUCACCCCUACGUUUGACCAACUUGCACUGCCGGUUGACCAUACGUUUGCGGAAAUGGAGGGUAACGCGUUCCGGGGCUGA
Molecule: messenger RNA, 1410 nt
Organism: Babesia ovata
Lineage: Eukaryota; Apicomplexa; Aconoidasida; Piroplasmida; Babesiidae
Exons: 1
Coding region: 1-1410 (469 amino acids)
Source: RefSeq, a predicted model, not a curated record